Molecule: messenger RNA, 3176 nt
Organism: Lytechinus pictus (painted urchin)
Lineage: Eukaryota; Metazoa; Echinodermata; Echinoidea; Temnopleuroida; Toxopneustidae
Exons: 8
Coding region: 25-1431 (468 amino acids)
Biological process (GO): amino acid transmembrane transport
Cellular component (GO): membrane
Molecular function (GO): amino acid transmembrane transporter activity
Source: RefSeq, a predicted model, not a curated record
UUAUCGCUUCCAUCGACAAUCAUCAUGGCAAGUGACAAAUCGGACUACCCUCUAAUUCUUGAAAAAAGGAAAUCAUAUGGAGGUCAAGAUUCCAAAGAAGAUGAACAUAUCGAAAACACAUCACACUCAUCGCAAUUCAGCCAUGGUGGUCUUUCGAUCAUGAGUGCAACAGCCCUCAUCAGUGGAAAGAUUGCCGGUUUAGGGAUUCAGAUACUUCCUGGUGCUAUUUCACGGACUGGUGUAUGGGGUCUUAUGGUGGCCAUUGUUGCCUUGCUUCUGUCGGCUUUCUCAGGGACAUUGCUAUCGAAGAGUUGGAUUAUCUUACGACAUAGAUUUUCUAAAUACAGAACAGAAAUCCAUCGAUAUCCCUACCCAGCCCUCGCCUACGAGGGCUAUGGAAUAUGGGGCAGGCGGAUAGCAUCUGUUCUCCUUUAUCUGUACGGUGUCGCGAUCUGUACGACGGGAUUACUAAUCCUAGCAGAUAAUCUCGAUGUAUUACUCAAUCUCGUCGGAGUACGUCUGACGGUAUGCUCGUACUUGCCCAUCGUAGCAGUGUGUGUCUGCCCUUUCCUCUGGAUGGGAACCCCGAAGGAUUUCUGGUUUGCAGGUUACUUCGCCGUCAUCACUGCGACGACGGCCGGUGGGUUCCUGUUCAUCGGAGCCCUGCUCGACCACGAUUACUACUCCAACCUCAACAACCACGGCGGAGUCGAAACCGCAGAGGUUUUGUCGUCGAUGGGCGACAUCAUAUUCGCGUACGCGGGACAAUCGGUGUAUCCCACAGUGCAACACGAUAUGCGUAAUCCGGAAGAUUUCACGACCAGCGUACUACUUGGUUACGCAGUUAUAGCAAUUAUUUAUUUUCCGGUCACCGUAACGUGCCUCCUCAUCUACGGUGAGACUUUUCAAGCGGUCGGGGCAGUAAACAUCCUGGACAUUGUGACGUCACAUUUCAUCACCGUACCCUUCAUAAUUCUAAUAAUGUGCUAUACGAUACCAGUCAUCAUCAUCACCUCGAAUCCUUUCUUCCAAGAUGCUGAAGAUUUGUUCAAUAUUCCUUACGAAUUCACGUGGAAACGCUGCUUACUCCGUUCGUUGUAUGUGCUCUUUCUACUCGUCAUCGCCACGACUUUCCCGCACUUUACGACCUUUCUACCGCUGGUUGGUGGUCCGCUCGUAGCAGUCGUUAAUUUCAUUCUUCCCAUUGUCAUAUACGCAAAACUUGUUAGUCUCGAACCCCCAGCCGUUGUACCCGAGAGUAUUAUUCCCGCGUGUUUAACCAACACUUGUCACGUGACUAUUGUGAUCGUUGCAAUCGUUGGAGCAGGGAUGUCGUCAGCUACAGCCCUCUAUCGUCUCAUCACGCACCACAACGACGUUUAUCUACCUUGCUAUGCUAAUAUAAGUUCCUACUAUAACUAUGAAAUGUAAAGAAGGCCAGUGGAUUGAACCCCCCCCCCCUUCCCCGUUACUGUGUUCUGUAUAACAGACGAAGAGAGUUCCAAGUUUUGUGGAAAGAGGACCAGGAAUGUAAUAGCUUUGAAAAUGUAUGACCGUUGAUCGGAAUCGCCAUCAUACUCGUUCUGCUGAGUGCAUGUGGUAGAGCGGCUCCCUCGUGAGGGUUUCCAUGACAUUUGCUCCGGCGACAAUUGCUCCGCUGCAAAUUCCACACAUUAAUGGAAUGACCAACUUCAUUUGAUUUAUUUAUUUAUUUAUUGGUAUAUAUGCACAUAAAAAUUGACCAGCAGCACAAGCUGAAAGGGUCAAUUUACAAAAAAUCAUUAAGUAGAAUAUACAGAUAUAACAAGGCAAAUGAAUAAAAACGUAAUUCUUGGAUUUAACACUAUACCCUAUCCUCAACUUAACCCUCAAAUCCCAUUGCAACCCUAUUCUUAGACGAAAUAAGGCCGGAGCAAUUGUCGCCGAAGCAAUGAGCGGUGGUUUGUGUGUUCGUUCCUCGGCCAAACCACAGUCAUGCCAAAGACUUAAAAAGGGACCUUCUUGUUAAGCUGUCGAGAAGAAAAGGAGGAGUAGAAGAAGAAGGGGAAGGAGAAGAAGAAGAAGAAGGAAGAGGAGAAGGGGAAGGGAAAGAAGAAGAAGAACAAGAAGGAGGAUGAGAAGAAGAAGAAGAAAAUAAAAAGAGGUGAAGAGGAAGGAAAAAGAAGAAGAAGAAGAAGAGGGAGAAAAGGAGGAGUAUAGGAGGAGGAGAAGAAGAAGAAGGAGGAGGAGGAGGAGAAGAAGGGGAAGAAUAAGAACAAGGAGGAGGAGAAGAAGAAGAAGAAGAAAAUAAAAUAAAAAGAGGUGAAGAGGAAGGAAAAAGAAGGAGAAGGAGAGGAAGGAAAAAAGAGGAGGAGGAUAAGAAGAGGGGGAAGAAGAACGAGGAGGAGGAGGAGAAAAAGAAGAAGAAGGAGGAGGAGUAUAGCAGGAGGAGGAGAAGAAGAAAAAGGAGGAUGAGAAAAAUGGAGGAGAGGAAGGAGGUGAAAGAGAAGGAGAAGAGGAGGAGGAAGGGAGAAGGAGAAAAAGAAGAAUAAGUAGGAUGAGGAAGAGCCUAUAGAAGGAGAAAAAGAUAAAGGAAAAUAAGAAAUAAGCAGAAUGAGGAAAAGAAGUAUAUAAAGAUAGACAAAAAGAGGGGAAAGGAUGAGUAGGAACAGACGAAGGAGCAGGAGAAGAGGAAUGAAUCUGAAAUUUCAUCUCAUAUCUGCACCCUGAUACAUUAUGAUCCGAGGAAUGAAUUUCAAGCCUCCGUCUUGCGAUUUCAUAAUAUUCAUAACCUUGUCUUGUCCGUAUUUCAUCAAACUUUAUUUUGUUCAUGAAAUUAGUGUGCUUCUGAUGAAGGGUGUACAAAUUUUGUGGAGAUCGGUCUCAGGUCAAUCAAUACAUAUUGUUAUAAUAUAAAGUAUAUAAAUUUAUAUAAUGUACUCUUACAUUUUAUUGCAAUGAAGCAAAUGAGGUAUAUUUGUUGCCGUUUUAAAACCGACUUUGAGUUUUAUCUUAUUUAUAUUUUAUUAAUAAAUUUCAUGCAGCCGAAUGUAAAUUUACGUGCAAAUAAAUCUCUUUUUUGACAAAAUUGCAAUACAGAUAGGAAUGACUUAAGUUGGCGUAAUUUCAUUCAUUGACUGUUUGAUUGUAUUUAUUCUUUUCCAUUUCGACUUGAACCAAAAUUACAAUUUUAAAGC